This is a messenger RNA of Lactuca virosa, 798 nucleotides long. NCBI's taxonomy places the organism in Eukaryota, Viridiplantae, Streptophyta, Magnoliopsida, Asterales, Asteraceae. The record is from the annotation of a GenBank genome assembly.
CCGCCAAAUUUAGUCCCAAAUCGGUCGAACACACUCCAAAGCCUUAGAAAACCCUAAAAUCUACAUUUUCUAAUUCACAUUAACCAGUAAGGCACGAGAGAGAUAUGGAAAUUAAAUUGAAGUGCAGCUGCGGCGAAGCGAGUUGCCCUGAGUGGGCAAUCAUCGAAUUGCAAGGUGUUGUUGAAGUUCAACCAGCCUUCCAAGAACGCUUGCGAAAUCUUCAAAUUGGUAUUCUUUGCCGCCCUUCUUCUCAGGAAAAUUAUACCUUUACUGUUGGUUAUCAUGAAUUGUCCGGGUCAAAGAUCCCCAUGAAGAAACCAUUACUGGUAUUGAAGAAGAAGAUAAUAAAAUCUGAUAUGGAAAUAGACCAGAAAGAUGAUGAUGAUGAUGAUCUGAAUUCAUCACGGGUGGAACUAGAAGUUAUUGGUAUCAUUCGUCAAAGAAUUUUAUUCAAGACCAGACCUAAAGCUCUUAUCACCAAACCACUAUCUCCUGUGAAGAAGAAGAAAGCAACUGCACCAGUUGCCAUUUUUGAAAAGCAAACUUGACUUGAAUGAAGAAUCUCAGACAAAUAUUUGUAUGUGAUGCUGUUCAAGAAAAGUGUGUUUUGAUCAUAGUUGUAAUAUGGUCAGAUGCCUGCAAAAUAACUCAAGUCCAAUGUUUGUUCUAUGCUUGUAAUCUAAUACAUGCCAUCUUUGAAACCGAGUUAUGUUUAUCAAUCAUUACCCUAUCUUUCUCUUAAGGAGAAUAUAUUUUAAUUGGAACUACUGUGGUUAUCAUGUCUGCACAUGCCAGAGG